AUGCACAAGCAGUAACAUUUUAUAAACAAUCAUCAACAUGCAACUGUAUAUCUUUUAAAGACUGCGAAUUAAUCAAGACUUUAUCACCACAUAAUACACAAUAUCAUAGAUCGUACUUUACCAAUGAGGAGUGUCAAUCCGGACAUGGAGACGAAGUGUUUGUUUGUUGUCCUGCACGUAAUACAUUAUCGAGUGUAGAAAAUGUGUUGCUUGCUGAAGAUCCAUUAAAGCGUACUGAACACACAGCAUUUCGUGCAGCCUAUGAAGAUAACUCCUCAAAGGAUAUUUGGGUUUGGGAUCGAACACCUAAUCAAAGACUAAUUCCAAAAGAAAAAUUUAACACUGAUUAUAAUUUAUAUUCCAAUGUAUUAGAUUAUAAAGAUCCAACGACUCAGUAUAAUUGCCCGCAUCCGUUUUUGGAUGAAGAUUAUCAAUUUCGACAUACAGAACAUUUUCAUAAUAAUCAUAGACAUCAACAUGACAAUAGUUUUAGUGAUUUCCGUAAUAAAUUUAGCCAAGAUAAUGAUGAUUCCCGAUUUAUUUACCCAGAUGAUAAAAUUUUGCACAAAUCAAUUAUCUUCCCAACUUCAACAGAAGUCAAGUCUGUAACUACACAACGACCAGUUCAUGGUAUACAAAUCACAAAUAACGACAAUCAACACCAUGUCAAAAUUGGCAGAGGUCGUGGAAGAAAAGUGAGUCGUACGAAUAAAAAAAUUAAUACUGAAUCAAGCACGAAUAACAGCAGAUCACGUGAGAACCCAGUGCAGAGUAAAACGAGCAUCAAUUCUCCGCAAUGUGGAAGCUUAAUCGAAAUGCGUAUUAUUGGUGGCUUAGAAACUAAACCCGGGCAAUAUCUUUGGUUGGUACGCUUAGCCUAUUUGAAUAUAACAGACAAUAGCGUCAACUAUAGAUGCUUGGGUUCCCUCAUUAGUCGCACACAUGUACUAACAGCUGCUCAUUGCGUUAAUAAUUUGGUGAGGGACUUGAAAUUAUCUUAUGUGCGCAUCGGAGAGGAGCAACUACCAGCGGAAUGUCGUCUAAAUGCUAACAAUUGUAAUUCGCCUAACAUACUUCAAAUAGAACAAGUUAUAAUACAUCCCAAAUAUGAUGAACCCAAAUAUGCAAAUGAUAUAGCAAUACUUAAAGUACGGAUACCCGCUAAUAUGCCAGUUGAGUUUGGCACAAUCUGCUUACCUUUGGAUAAUACUUUGUCGGUCGAUAACGACCAGAUUAUAAUAGGAACUACUGGUAUAGUUGUUGGAUGGAGCAGCAAUAACGAAGAUGGUAUUACCAAUGAAGGUAAUUCCACUCUAAAACAAUUACGUUUACCGAUUAUUAAUACAACUGAAUGUGCUAUAAACUAUGCAAAAUAUACGGAAAAUUUUGAGAAUCCCAUCGUCAUAACACCUGCACAAAUUUGUGCUCAAGGAGAACCACAUAAUGAUGUCUGCAGAGGUGAUAGUGGUGGUCCCUUUAUGAUGGAAAUAAAUAGGCGUCUUACAAUAAUGGGGAUUGUAGCAUUUGGUCCUAGAAUAUGCGGGAUAACUAAUUUCCCCGGUGUUUACACUCGUGUGAGUUCCUACAUCAGUUGGAUUAUUCAGCAAAUGGCGUAGGUACUUGAAACUUGGAAGUCCUUAAGCAAAUAAGGAGACGCUUAAUCUCUAUUUGUUUAAACAUUUGUAAUGCAGAAUAAAAAAAAUUCAUUCCAACGCUUAUAAAAACGUUUAUUUACCCACAAUAGAAAAUAAUAACGUUUAAUUAUACGUUUUGUUCGAA
Messenger RNA from Teleopsis dalmanni, 1779 nucleotides. Its product is annotated as phenoloxidase-activating enzyme-like. Gene Ontology annotation, biological process: proteolysis. NCBI's taxonomy places the organism in Eukaryota, Metazoa, Arthropoda, Insecta, Diptera, Diopsidae. Gene Ontology annotation, molecular function: serine-type endopeptidase activity. The record is from RefSeq and is a predicted model, not a curated record.